Messenger RNA from Protobothrops mucrosquamatus (brown spotted pit viper), 2992 nucleotides. It is a transcript of the gene DGKQ, whose product is annotated as diacylglycerol kinase theta. Gene Ontology annotation, molecular function: ATP-dependent diacylglycerol kinase activity. Gene Ontology annotation, biological process: lipid phosphorylation; intracellular signal transduction; diacylglycerol metabolic process. Bases 1 to 2769 code for a protein of 922 amino acids. The transcript has 24 exons. Lineage: Eukaryota; Metazoa; Chordata; Lepidosauria; Squamata; Viperidae. The record is from RefSeq and is a predicted model, not a curated record.
AUGGCAGAAGGAGCCCGUUCCCUGCUGGGAGGCAGCCGCGGCUUGAGCCCGGCGUCCAGCCCACUGAUGGGCAGAGGCGGCAAGAGCCGCUCGCUGCCCACGCCGCCGUCGUCGUCGUCCCCGCCCGGGCACUGCUUCAGGAGGGUCACCCUCACCAAGCCCACCUUCUGCCACUAUUGCACCGACUUCAUCUGGGGGUUGGCCGGCUACCUCUGCGAAGUUUGCAAUUUUAUGUCUCAUGAGAAGUGCCUGAAGUAUGUGAAGAUACCUUGUUCAUCUAUUGCUCCAAGUCUUGUAAGGGUUCCAGUUGCACAUUGUUUAGGACCCAUAGGACAUUACAAGAGAAAAUUCUGUUCUGUGUGCAGAAAGCAGUUGGAAAGUCCAGCAUUUCGCUGUGAAGUGUGUGAGAUACAUGUACACACAGACUGUGCCCCCUUUGCUUGCAGUGAUUGCCGUCAGUGCCAUCAAGAUGGUCAUCAAAAUCAUGAUAUGUGCCAUCAUCACUGGAGGGAGGGAAACCUUCCAUCAGGCUCACGUUGCAAAGUUUGUAAGAAAACGUGUGGCUCUUCCGACGUGCUCUCGGGUAUGAGGUGUGAAUGGUGUGGCAUCCUGGCUCAUGCCGCUUGCUAUGUGAUUGUGCCUCCAGAAUGUACUUUUGGAAGAUUAAGGAACAUGAUUCUUCCCCCCAGUUGUGUGCGAUUAUUUUCUCGGAAUUUCAGUAAAAUGCACUGUUUUCGAAUGUCAGAAAGCAUACAAACAGAGACAGAUGAUGACGAUGACGUUGAUAAUUCAACACAGUCAUCACUAAAAGAAUCCCAGGUUUCUGCCGAUUCCAGUAAGCAAAUAUUAAAAAUAUACGAUGGGAAUGACGCAGUAAAACGUAAUCAGUAUCGUCUCAUUACAGUUCCGAGGAUUACAAAAAAUGAAGAAGUUGUGGAGGCUGCGCUGAGGGCGUACUACAUCAAUGAUGAUCAGCAAGAUUACGAACUUCAGACAUUCACUCAGCAGGCCUUGUUUUGUGACGACAUCAUUAAUAGGAACGAUACAACUGAAGAGGCGCAGCCGGGGUCUGUCUUCCGAGAAGCAAUUCCUGAGGCUUGGGUUAUCAGAGCUAAACCUAAGGAGAACGAAGUCAUAAAGAUUUAUCCUGGCUGGCUGAAGGUUGGAGUGGCCUGUGUUUCAAUACGUAUAUAUAAGGGAAGCACCACCGAAAUGGUCAUUAAAGAAGUUCUUCCACUACUUGGAUACCAGUCAGAUUACUUCCAAAACUUCAAAUUGGUGGAAGUCCUUAUGGGCUCCAGACAAGUUCAGCGAAUGGUGCUGGAUGAUCAUGAAUCAAUUAUCAGCAGAUUACAAGACAUCAGAAAGACAUCAUUACGUCAGAUGAACCAAACAAGAUUUUACAUUGUAGAAAACAAUAUAUCGACUGUGCGUGUCCAUCUGUUUGUUGGUGGUCUACCACUACAUCUUACUGCAGAAGAAUAUACAAAAAUCCUCAAAGAUGAAUUAGCCAUCAAAACAAAUUUAGUUUCUGUGAGUCACAUAUAUUCAUCUCAAGGUGCUGUUGUACUAGAAAUUACUUGUUUUUCCGAAGCUGAAAGAUUAUAUAUGUUAGUUAAAGAUACUUCCGUCAGUGACAAGGCAUUAACUGCAGUUAUACUCCCGGAAGUUCUGCAAAAUAAGCUUCCUCAGAACUGCUAUCCUUUACUUGUAUUUGUGAAUGCCAAAAGUGGAAGUCUUAAAGGUCGGGAUUUGUUGCACAGUUUUCGAAAACUGUUGAACCCUCAUCAGAUCUUUGAACUAACAAAUGGAGGUCCGCUGCCUGGAUUUCACGCCUUCUCUCAAAUUCCGUAUUUCCGAAUAUUGGUGUGCGGUGGUGACGGCACAGUUGGAUGGGUCCUUGGUGCCCUGGAAGAAAUCAGGCACAAGCUCUCCUGGCCUGAACCAUCUGUGGCUAUUUUGCCUUUAGGAACAGGUAAUGACUUGGGGAGGGUCCUGCGCUGGGGUGCUGGCUAUAGUGGCGAAGAUCCGUACUCCAUCCUGAUAUCUGUAGAUGAAGCUGACGAUGUGCUUAUGGACCGUUGGACCAUCCUUUUGGAUGCUCAAGAGUCAUUGGAAAGCUCAGAAAAUGGUAUAUUGGAGCCAGAACCUCCUAAGAUUGUACAGAUGAAUAAUUAUUGUGGCCUUGGAAUUGAUGCAGAGCUGAGUCUGGGUUUCCAUCAUGCUAGGGAAGAAGAGCCAGACAAAUUCAAUAGCAGGCUACACAACAAAGGCGUCUAUGUAAAAGUUGGACUGCAGAAAAUGAGCCAUACCAGGAGUCUUCAUAAAGAAAUCAAACUUCAGAUGGACCAGCAUGAAGUUGAGCUUCCAAGUAUAGAGGGUCUUAUUUUCAUAAAUAUUCCCAGUUGGGGAUCAGGGGCUGACCUUUGGGGGUCUGAUAAUGACAGCCGGUUUGAGAAACCAAAAAUUGAUGAUGGCUUGUUAGAAGUAGUUGGUGUCACCGGAGUUGUUCACAUGGGUCAAGUUCAAGGUGGCCUUCGUUCUGGCAUCCGGAUAGCCCAAGGCUCUUACUUCCGUGUAACACUUCGGAAGCCAAUUCCUGUCCAAGUAGAUGGUGAGCCCUGGAUUCAACCACCAGGUCAGAUAAUUAUUUCUGCAGCAGGACCAAAGGUUCAUAUGUUAAAGAAAUCAAAACAGAAACAGAAGAAAACUGGAAACAUUAAGGAUUCAAGAACUGAGAGCACAUUGGCUGAUGAAGCAGGGCGCUGAUGGGAGAUACUCAUAGUCCAAAUGCUGCACAUCUACUGUAGAUGACACUUGUCUGGCAAAAUACUGUUGCAUAGUUCAGGUCAUUUAUGAGCCUGUCUUCUUGUUCCAUGUUCAUUGUUCAGUAACCAUGUAACUGACAUGAAAUACGAUUAUACAGAUGAGUUGAUCAGAGGAAUUUGUAUUAGGGAGCCUAUUGAAGGAUUUAAGCUAGUCCAGAGAAAAA